UUAGAUUUGGAUUCGACACCAAACCCAAAUACCCACCUUGGUAAAACAAUCCUUUUUUUGUGUUUCUUGCAAAAGAAGACAGAAGAAUCCUUGAGUACCCCCAGCCAGGUACAUUUUGAAACUGAAACCAGAAGUUGAAUUUGAAACUACAAAUCCUCCAGUCAUCAAUGGCGAGAUACGACAGAGCUAUAACCGUCUUCUCUCCGGACGGCCACCUCUUCCAGGUCGAAUACGCCCUUGAAGCCGUACGCAAAGGUAACGCCGCCGUCGGUGUUCGCGGCACCGACACCAUCGUUCUCGGCGUCGAGAAGAAAUCUACCGUCAAACUUCAAGACUCUAGAUCAGUUAGGAAGAUUGUAACCCUAGAUGAUCACAUAGCAUUGGCUUGUGCUGGACUUAAAGCAGACGCGCGUGUUCUCAUCAACCGGGCGCGAAUUGAGUGCCAGAGCCAUCGGCUUACUGUUGAGGAUCCAGUGACCGUGGAGUACAUCACUCGUUACAUUGCAGGUCUUCAGCAAAAAUACACACAGAGUGGUGGUGUGAGGCCGUUUGGGCUUUCAACAUUGAUCGUGGGGUUUGAUCCUUAUACAGGUGUUCCGGCACUGUAUCAAACAGACCCGUCUGGUACGUUUUCCGCGUGGAAAGCUAAUGCUACGGGUAGAAACUCUAAUUCCAUGAGGGAGUUUCUUGAAAAGAACUACAAAGAGACCUCUGGACAAGAAACUGUUAAACUCGCCAUUCGUGCUCUGCUGGAAGUUGUUGAGAGUGGGGGGAAGAACAUUGAAGUUGGUGUGAUGACAAAGGAGGGACUGAAGCAACUUGAGGAAGCUGAGAUUGACACAAUUGUUGCAGAGAUUGAAGCUGAAAAAGCUGCUGCAGAGGCUGCAAAGAAAGCUCCUUCUAAACAAACAUAAUUUCAUUUGUCACUCUUAUCAAUUCCAAAUAAUUAUUAUUUUAGACAUUUUCAGUUACAAGUGAGUUGAGACAUGUAUCUGGCUUUUGGCAGUGUUUAUGCAAUUUGACUGUGUUGUGCCUUGU
Molecule: messenger RNA, 1038 nt
Organism: Helianthus annuus (common sunflower)
Lineage: Eukaryota; Viridiplantae; Streptophyta; Magnoliopsida; Asterales; Asteraceae
Product: proteasome subunit alpha type-7
Exons: 3
Coding region: 168-914 (248 amino acids)
Biological process (GO): ubiquitin-dependent protein catabolic process
Cellular component (GO): proteasome core complex, alpha-subunit complex; nucleus; proteasome core complex
Source: RefSeq, a predicted model, not a curated record